UUGUAUGGGUUACCAAAAAUACACAAGCACAAUGCUCCACUACGUCCUAUAGUGAGCCAAAUCGAUUCACCAACUUACAGAUUGGCUCAACACUUAGCGAAUAUACUCUCACCGCUCAAGGGACAUACAAGAGCACACACAAAGGAUUCCUACCAUUUUGUCAGCGAGAUUAAAGACCUACAUCUGGCAGACAAUGAAACUAUGGUGAGUUUUGAUGUGCAGUCUCUGUUCACAUGCCUACCUGUUGAAGACUGCAUCUCGAUUGUUACUAGAAGGCUAGAAGAAAACAACAUGCCCGUAGAAUAUGCAGUAUUACUCAGACACUGCCUUACAUCUGGCUACCUAUUGUGGAAGGAGGAGUUCUACAAGCAAGUAGAUGGUGUGGCGAUGGGCUCACCUGUAUCUCCCAUUGUUGCCGAUAUAUUCAUGGAGGACUUUGAGGAGAAAGCCCUGCUUACUUCUCCCAUAAAGCCAAGAUUCUACAAGCGAAAAAAGACCCAUACAGAUAGAUAUUUAAACGGUGAUUCUCACCACCAUCCUUCACAGUUAGCUACCGUGGGUAAAUCUUUGUUUCAGAGAGCACGAGGGAUCUGUGACAGUAAACACCUGGCCGCCGAGCUCCAACACGUCAAGCAAGUUUUGCACGACAAUAAGCUUCGGGUCCCGCGCCUACGUCACAGUGAACGAGUGAAGCCGGCCACAGUCGAGCGAGUGCCUGCUGUACUGCCAUAUGUCAGAGGUGUCACUGACAAGAUUGGCUACAUCUUGAAGCGUGCUUCCAUUAAAACAUAUUUCAAGCCGCCGAAGAAGAUUAGUCAGUUUUUACCAUCAGUCAAGUGUAAUAUUCCUCUGCAAGAUGCAGGAGUGUACAAGCUGGAUUGUGAAUGUGGUCUCUCUUAUAUAGGACAAACUAAAAGAUCCAUAAAAACCCGCGUUAAAGAACACAUAGCUGAUGUGAAGAAUAGACGCUCCGGGAAGUCUGCAGUCUGUGAACACGUACAGGAUCGCCCCCGUCACUACAUUAGAUUUGAUAGACCACAAAUCCUCGCUAAAGAACACUGA
This is a messenger RNA of Parnassius mnemosyne (clouded apollo), 1062 nucleotides long. NCBI's taxonomy places the organism in Eukaryota, Metazoa, Arthropoda, Insecta, Lepidoptera, Papilionidae. The record is from the annotation of a GenBank genome assembly.